Microplitis demolitor is the source of this 1280-nucleotide messenger RNA. RefSeq names its product outer dense fiber protein 3. The coding region runs from base 123 to 1136 and encodes 337 amino acids. The record is from RefSeq and is a predicted model, not a curated record. Lineage: Eukaryota; Metazoa; Arthropoda; Insecta; Hymenoptera; Braconidae. The transcript has 6 exons. Gene Ontology annotation, cellular component: cytoskeleton.
CAUUCGUUGCAAGACCAUCUAAUUGAAAAAGUGUUAUUUUAUUAUCAUCAAUUUUACAUAAAUAAUCAAGUGAAAGUGAUUUUUGUAUCGACUCCACUUAACAAUAAAUUUUUUUUUAGAUAAUGAGUGGUUUAACACAACGGCAAUGGUCUCCAACAAAGAGACGAGGACCGAUCAGCGCCGAAUUCCGGAGUCCAGGACCUGCAUGUGUUUCUCUACCAUCACUUAUAGGUAAAACUGUUCCUGAUUCUAAACGAGGUCGAGCUCCAGCAUUUUCAUUUGGUAGUCGACAUUCACUAAAAAAUGAAAGUCCAGGACCUGGGCCAGGCCAAUAUAAUGUGUCAGGAUUAAGUGUCAAAGGAAAAAAUAAAGCUCCAGCAUUAUCAUUACAUGGCUACACUAAAAUAGAAAAAAUCGAAUGUACACCAGCUCCAGGUGAUUAUGACCCAGAGAAAGCGGAAAUUUUUAUUCAAGAUAGUUCACCAAAAUAUUCAUUUGGAAUAAAAGCACCAAUCGAAAAAAUUAACUCAACUCCUGAUCCUUUGAUUCUGCGAUUGUUUAAUGCUCACCGAGUAAGUCAAUUGAAUCCACGGGACCAAAAAGUUUAUAAUUACGUAUCAAUGUUGGAUCAAAAAGUCAAGUCUACAAAACAAAAGUAUUCUUCCUUAAAGUAUAGGCUAAAGGAAGCUGAAAAAAGUUUCGUCACUGGGACUUGCUGGGAAGAAUUUCAAGAAUUAUCUGAAAUAACUAAAAAUUUGAUAUCUUCACAUUUCCGGAAUAUAAAUAAAAAUAAAUACCACCGCAAUUUCACUCGCGAAGAUAAAAUAUUUGCAUUGGCUCUGUAUAAGCGCAGUAGUGCCGCUUAUAAGUUUCUUGCGGAUGUAUUUUGUUUGCCAUGCGAAGAAACUUUGCGGAAAUUCUUGACGACCGUGCCAUUAGAACCUGGUGCAAAUCCGUUUUUAUUCGAUGCUAUUGCUGGAAAAGCUAAACAAAUUAAUAAUGUGAAGCGCAAAUAUUGCAUGCUAAUUUUCGAUGAUACUUCUAUCACACCAUCACUUCAAUACAAUGUGUCAACAGAAACAAUUGACGGUUUUGUUAAUAACGGCAUCGAACGGAAGCCCGUGCUUGCCAAAUAAUGCAACUGUUUGGAUUGUCAGAAGUGUAGAUGGUUCGUGGAAACAACCGAUUUGGUAUAGUUAUUGUAAGUCAAGUCCUACAUAUGAAGAUAUCGCCAAAACUUACAAAGACAUCGUAAGAAAAUUAAAGUCAGUUGAUUUACC